UUCCACCCGGGCUAGAGCAUCGCAUUCGCAUAUAUCGGCGCUAGACGCCUUCACCAUCGUAGCGUGACACCAGCAAAUUCCGCAGCCAGCAGCCAGCAGCCAGCAGAUCCGCAGAAGUCCCCAAUCCGUCCAAGCUCCAACAACGCUGGGGAGUGUGGCCCCGCCUGGCCCCCACCAGCUCCACCAACCGAGGCACACGCUGCGGCUGCGCGAGCAGGGCCCAGGUGACGGCCGCCCGCACGCACACGACACGACACCAACGACGCGACGCUUCCCCUUUCCCCCCCUCCUCCGCCGUUCGCCUCCACCCCCCACCCACUCCACCGUCCCCGCUCUCCCCCCAUUGCCGCCGCCGCCUGCGACGGCCGCGAGCUCAUCCCGAGACGACGUCUCUAGCUAGCAUCGAGCGUUCUUUCUCUCCUCGGGCUCUCGUUGUUGAGAUAAGGCAAAUCAAGAGAGCAAAAUUUUGGUGGUACAUGUGGUGAUUCUAUGUCGACAAGGCGUCAUCUUGCAGUAUUUACCACUGCAAGCCUCCCAUGGAUGACAGGAACGGCCAUCAACCCGUUGUUCCGGGCGGCCUAUCUUGCAAAGGAUGGGGAUAGGGAGGUCACCUUGGUAAUCCCCUGGCUUUCUCUGAGGGACCAAGAAUUGGUUUACCCGAAUAAGAUUGUGUUCGGUUCGCCUUUGGAGCAUGAGGCCUAUGUUCGUCGCUGGAUUGAGGAGAGGAUCAGUUUCAGACCUUCCUUCAGCAUCAAAUUCUACCCUGCGAAGUUCUCUAAAGAACUGAGAAGUAUUCUACCUGUUGGAGAUAUCACAGAAUGUAUUCCAGAUGAAGUGGCUGAUGUUGCUGUUCUGGAAGAACCUGAACAUCUCAAUUGGUACCACCAUGGGCGCAAAUGGAAAAAUAAGUUCAGGCGAGUGAUAGGUGUGGUUCACACAAAUUAUAUAGCAUAUGUGAAAAGAGAAAAGAAUGGACAAGCGAUUGCCUGUUUCAUGAAGUACAUGAACACCUGGGUUACCCGGAUUUAUUGCCACAAGAUUAUCAGAUUGUCAGGUGCCACCCAAGAUCUUCCCAGAUCUGUUGUGUGCAAUGUCCAUGGCGUGAAUCCAAAAUUUCUUGAGGUAGGUAAACUAAAGUUGAAGCAGCUGCGGAAUGGGGAAAUAGCCUUCACAAAAGGGGCAUACUAUAUUGGGAAGAUGGUGUGGAGUAAAGGAUACAGGGAACUUCUUGACCUGCUGUCCAAAUAUCAGAGCAAGUUGGUGGGUUUGGAAGUAGAUUUAUAUGGUAGCGGAGAAGAUUCCGACGAAGUUCGAAAAUCUGCAGAACUUCUGAGUUUGGCCGUGAAGGUUCACCCAGGACGUGAUCAUGCAGAUCCCCUGUUCCAUGACUAUAAAGUAUUCAUCAACCCUAGCACAACAGAUGUGGUCUGUACAACAACUGCCGAGGCCCUUGCAAUGGGAAAGAUUGUCAUAUGUGCCAAUCACCCUUCAAACGAGUUCUUCAAGCAGUUCCCUAAUUGCCGCACCUAUGACAGUGGCGAGGAAUUUGUACAACUAACGCUGGAUGCUCUAGCAGAGCAGCCUGCUCCACUGACUGACAUGCAGAGUCAUGACCUAUCUUGGGAGGCCGCGACCGAGAGAUUCAUGGAAGCCGCGGAGCUGAACCUUCCUAUCUCAGCAGAGCCAAGAAUCCAUCAAACAUCCAAGGUCUCUCUCCCUGCUUUUAUGAGGACUCGUAAACUGAAACAGAGCUUGGAGGAUGCAUCAGUUUACCUGCAUCAAGCACUCUCAGGACUUGAAGUCACCCGUCGCGCCUUCGGUGCUGUUCCGAAGACGCUGCAACCUGAUGAGCAGCUGUGCAACGAUCUAGGUUUGGCUCCCGCCAAGAAAAAGAGGUUGAAAUUGAAGCUGAUGACCUGAUGAUGUAACUUCUCUUGAGCCCCUGAUUGCAUCGUGUCAUUUCCUUUUCUGCACAUUAUAUCCGAGGAGUAUGUAUGAAUCCUAAUGGAGGAUCAGUGCAUUUUCCAUUAGUAUGUUUACUUAGUUCAGGAUGUAAAUUACACUACAAAUGUAAUUGGACUAUUGGAGACUUUGGAGUACUAGUACUACUAACCUAGUGGCUUUAUUGAAAAUUUAAAACUGUGAUGUGAUUCUGCCCAUCAGUGUCUUCUUAAUGUAACAGUACUUCUGUACUUAUCAUCCUACAUUGUGCGCUGGCAAAUGCUUCUGAAGUUGAAUUUCCACGGAACAGUAUUAUAAACUA
Molecule: messenger RNA, 2263 nt
Organism: Oryza sativa Japonica Group (Japanese rice)
Lineage: Eukaryota; Viridiplantae; Streptophyta; Magnoliopsida; Poales; Poaceae
Product: digalactosyldiacylglycerol synthase 2, chloroplastic
Biological process (GO): galactolipid biosynthetic process
Cellular component (GO): chloroplast outer membrane
Molecular function (GO): digalactosyldiacylglycerol synthase activity
Source: RefSeq, a predicted model, not a curated record